AUCGAAAUACGCCUAUUUAGAGGAAUCAAACAGAUAACCUUUUCACACUUGCCCUUUUCCUCCUUCCAAUUUCAAAAUGGCACCCAAACGGAAACAGACAACCCCCGAAGAAGCCGCCCCCGUUGUCCGGAGGUCCGCCCGCCUCUCCAGCGCCGCCGUCGUUGCCGACCCCGAGCCCCCCAAGAAGAAGCAAACCAAACCCAAAACCGAAACCGAAACCAAAACCGAAACCAAAACCAAAGCCGAAACCAAGACGAAGGCCUCCAGCGAGGAAGAGGGUGGAGAGGCGGUGGAGAAAGCGGGAGGCGGGAAGACAAUCGUGAUAGAGCACUGCAAACAGUGCAACCAGUUCAAGAGGAGGGCGAUUCAGGUGAAGGAGGAGCUUGAGAAGGAGGUCACCGGAGUCAACGUGGUGGUCAACGGGGAGAAGCCGAGGAGGGGCUGCUUCGAGAUUCGCGAGGAAGGGGGAGAGGUCUUCGUCAGCUUGCUGGACAUGAAGAGGCCCUUUCCGCCGCUCAGGGCCCUCGACAUGGACAAGCUCAUCUCCGACAUUCUUCACAAAAUCAGAUGAUUCCCUCCAUUCUGGUUAGGUCUACUUUUUGCGAAUUUUGCCAUCUAAUCCAAAUUCAUGGCUGUUGUAUUGUAUUCUCUGCUUCCAAAACUUGGCCUGCAUCUCUUACUUGGAUGAAUUGGAGUUUGAUUGAUUGCAACUGAUUCCACAUUUCUAGCAUCCACUAAUAUUAGGAGUGCUUCUUUUUAACUAAAUUGGUUGUAAGAGAGAUUAUUAUCUUUAAAAUUGGAUUUUUGCUUUUCAAUCUUUGUUGGCUUCCUUUUGUAUAAAGAUGGAAAUUUAAAUUAUAAAUAGUUUCAUAAUUUUGAUAACAA
This is a messenger RNA of Salvia splendens (bonfire salvia), 885 nucleotides long. RefSeq lists its product as uncharacterized. Gene Ontology annotation, cellular component: Golgi apparatus. The record is from RefSeq and is a predicted model, not a curated record. NCBI's taxonomy places the organism in Eukaryota, Viridiplantae, Streptophyta, Magnoliopsida, Lamiales, Lamiaceae. The transcript has a single exon. The coding region runs from base 77 to 571 and encodes 164 amino acids.